AAAGUAAGAAUGAAGGUGUUCGUAACAGUGUUGUUUUUUAUUCACCUGACUGAAUGUCUCAUCAGGAUUCCUCUGACCCGUUUCAAGCCAAUUAGAAAAGUCCUGAGAGAACGUGACCAACUGAAGGAAUUUCUAAGACAUCAUCAAUUUGAAGCUUUUGCCGAGAAAUAUCAAAGCUGCUACCCUUCUAAACUUGUCAAGACUCAUGAGGGCACAGCGUUUGAACACUUAUCAAAUUAUAUGGAUGCCCAAUAUUAUGGAGAGAUUGGUAUUGGAACUCCUCUUCAGAAAUUUACAGUCGUGUUUGAUACCGGCUCUUCUAAUCUCUGGGUGCCCUCAGCCUACUGUAUCAGUGAGGCAUGCAAAAUGCAUGAACAAUUUAAAUCCUUUCACUCCACAACAUAUGCUCCCAGAGGCAAUCAGUUUUCCAUACGAUAUGGUACAGGACAACUUGCAGGAGUGCUGGGUAAAGACAUGGUCAGAAUCGGCAACAUUACCAUCCGAGCACAAGAAUUUGGUGAAUCUGUCUUUGAGCCAGGUUCAACUUUUGCUGUUGCACAGUUUGAUGGUAUUUUGGGGCUAGGGUAUCCUUCAAUAGCUGAAGGUGGAGCCCUUCCAGUGUUUGAUAGAAUGAUGCACCAAAAUCUGGUGGUGGAACCAAUAUUUUCUGUUCUAAUAAACAGAGAAAUGGACAGUGACUAUGGCGGUGAAUUGUUGUUGGGAGGUAUUAACCAUGAAUGUUAUACAGGUUCAAUCAAUUGGGUUCCUGUCACAGAAAGAGGCUACUGGCAAAUCAGAAUGGAUAAUGUAAAGAUUGAUGGGAUGCUUACUUUGUGUAUAAAUGGAUGUGCCGCUAUUGUCGACACUGGAACCUCUUUGAUUACUGGCCCUGAAAAAGAAAUAAGAAAGCUGCACAAACAACUCGGUGCCAUGUCAGUUGGCGAUGGAGAGUAUGUUGUAGACUGCAAAAGGAUAUCUAGCAUGGCAAGUGUGACUUUUACUAUUGGAGAAGUGGAAUUUUCAUUAAGUCCAAACGAUUAUGUGAAAAAGUUUCAAGGUGAUCACUCACUGUGCCUAAGUGGCUUCCAGGAAAUGGAUAUGGUGACCAGGGCAGGACCAUUAUGGAUUCUGGGAGAUGUUUUUCUUACAAAAUUCUACACCAUUUUUGACCGGGGAAAUGAUCGAGUGGGAUUUGCCAGAUCUCAUCCUGUUUGAGAUAAUACAGGACCAAAACGCCAAAAGUGAAUGGUUUCUUUUUUAAUAUGUAAUUAAUAAAACUGUCCACAAUCAUUUGAAGGU
This is a messenger RNA of Callorhinchus milii (elephant shark), 1299 nucleotides long. RefSeq names its product nothepsin (gene nots). Lineage: Eukaryota; Metazoa; Chordata; Chondrichthyes; Chimaeriformes; Callorhinchidae. Gene Ontology annotation, molecular function: aspartic-type endopeptidase activity. The record is from RefSeq and is marked provisional. Gene Ontology annotation, biological process: proteolysis.